Messenger RNA from Neoarius graeffei (lesser salmon catfish), 3232 nucleotides. It is a transcript of the gene rhbdl1, whose product is annotated as rhomboid, veinlet-like 1 (Drosophila). Gene Ontology annotation, cellular component: membrane. The record is from RefSeq and is a predicted model, not a curated record. NCBI's taxonomy places the organism in Eukaryota, Metazoa, Chordata, Actinopteri, Siluriformes, Ariidae. Gene Ontology annotation, molecular function: serine-type endopeptidase activity. The transcript has 8 exons. The coding region runs from base 243 to 1229 and encodes 328 amino acids.
GACACUUUUUUCGCUAGAUAGUGUUGUUCGCACCUUCAUCAGAAGGGCAUUUAGGCUGUAGCUUAGCAGUUUUAGCUACUUUCUUAUUUUAUGAUAUGCAAAAAUGAAUAAUGCAAUAAAAUUCAAAGUUUUUUUUCCCCUCAGUUUGACUGGACCCCGAGCAGACUGGUUUCAUUGCGGUGGAGAACUUCACCAGUCUGGCGGAGCAGCAUGAGCUGCAGCUGGACCCCAACAAGCUGGACAUGUUGCUGGCCCUCGUUCAGAGCGACCAGCACGGCCACGUCUGCUACCAGGAGCUCAUCGAGCUGCUAAGCAGUAAACGCUCCAGUAGUUUCCGGCGUGCCAUUGCUAAUGGGCGGCGCACUCUACAGCGCGAGAUCCUAUUGGACGAGACGGGCCUGGGCGUGUACAAGCGCUUUGUGCGGUACGUGGCGUACGAGAUCCUCCCGUGUGAGACAGACAGACGCUGGUACUUUCAUCAGAACAGGCUCUGUCCUCCACCUGUCUUUAUGGCCAUCAUCACCAUAGUGCAGAUUGUGGUGUUUAUGUGUUACGGAGUGAGGCUCAACAAGUGGGUUCUGCAGACGUAUCAGCCGGACUUCAUGAAGAGCCCGCUGGUGUAUCAUCCAGGACACCGAGCCCAAGUCUGGAGAUUCUUCAGCUACAUGUUCAUGCAUGUUGGAUUGGAGCAGCUCGGCUUUAAUGCGCUACUCCAGUUGAUGAUCGGCGUUCCUCUGGAGAUGGUGCAUGGAAUUCUGAGAAUCAGCCUUCUCUAUAUGGCAGGAGUGGUGGCAGGUUCUCUCACCGUCUCCAUCACCGAUAUGCGUGCUCCGGUGGUCGGGGGCUCUGGGGGAGUCUACGCACUCUGCUCUGCCCAUCUCGCCAACGUCGUCAUGAACUGGGCCGGGAUGAAGUGUCCGUACAAGUUACUGCGGAUGAUCCUUGCACUGGUUUGCAUGAGUUCAGAGGUGGGCCGAGCCGUGUGGCUGCGCUUCUCGCCGCCGUUGCCCUCGUCAGGGCCGCAGCCGAGCUUCAUGGCCCACCUGUCGGGUGCCGUGGUGGGUAUCAGCAUGGGCCUGCUUAUCCUGCGCAGCUACGAGGAGUCGCUGCACAAGCAGUGCUCAUGGUGGGUCCUCGUCUUCUCCUUCGUCACCUUCCUACUCUUCGCCAUCUUCUGGAACAUCUUCGCUUACGAGCUGCUGGGAGUCCAGAUUCCACCUCCGCCCUGAUGAUACGCCCCCAACUGUUUCCUCACUCUGGCUGCCGAUGGCCACACACAACCUUCAGAAACUGGAUUUCUUGAUGGCCUCACUCUCCUUUUUGUUACAGCUCCACCCUCUUUUGACCAAUAGUGGACGGAUGGUCCACACAGUUUGGAAGUUUGGAAAUUCUUACAGUGAUUUUCUUUCAGGACGUUUCCUACCGUACUACUUAAACUCUUCAUUUACAGACUCCCACUUGACCAAUUCUAAAGCCAGGAUGGGAAGAUAUGAAUGAACUUAAUCACUUCGGUUGAUUUUUGUCCAAUUUUCAUCACCGGGCAUCUAAAUACAGUAUGUCUUUCUCUUUUUUUUCAGUUCAAAUGUUAUAUUCAGUGGUUUUUGGUUUUAUGAUUUUCAAAAUGGUGCACUGUUAUUUUUUAUUGCUGUUACACUGUCUGUAUUUCAGUGUUCUUUGGGAAGCUGAAUGGAAAUACAGGCAACGUCCACACUAAUACGUUUUAGUUUGAAAACGGCAUUUUAAAAUGAAAACGGUCUCCGUCCGUGUCAGAAACAAAUUCUAUCCAUACUAUCGCGCCUGAAAAUGCAUAUCACAGGACCGUUCACAUAAACUGGGGACGCGUGUGCUGUGCUGGUAUGAACAGCUGAUGCCGUUUGUUUUCUUCAGGAAAAGAGUCACAUGAUAGGAUAGGAAUGUGACAAAUCAAGGAAGACCCAAUCAGGAAGUAAGCGUGGGUGUCUGCGUCCUCGUUUCCAAGGGUCUCCGUUUUCUCCCGUCUAUGUUAAAAUGCUACCUCGGAGUUUUCAAUCUAAAACGGGGCCAAGAACAUUUCCAAAAGUCUCUGGUUUUGGGGCUCGAAAACUUUGGAGUAGUGUAGACACCAAGCGUAAAUGUAGCAAAAAUGAUGUGCUUUAAGACUAAAAUGUAUUAGUGUGGACGUAACCACAAUUUCAAAAAGUUUCUGAUCCUACACACACACACACACACACACACACUCCAUCUAAAGCCCAGCCUUUCUUGUGCAGCUCUUGCCCUUUAACAUUCUUCACACUUCAUGAAGUCAGAGGGUAAAGUCCUUGAUGUCAGACUUUGCGAGUCACCUGGUAACUGUUGUCUUGGUUGCUGUCAGCCCAUCUCAAUGGUAGCCAUUAUCAAGGUGUCUUCUCAUUGUGGAAUCACUGGUUCAGGCAACCGAUGGCAAGUGUUUCGUAAAGUUCGGAGCAGUCGUGAAAAUCCUAUGAAUGAAAUCGUAAGUAAAAAAUAUGACCCCUGACGUUAUCAUUUUUUCAUCCAAGCCAGCUGCAAUCAGGAGAACGUUUUGCCGAAACAACAUUCUGCCUUCGAAAACACUGAGGUGAAGUCCCAGACGCUAGAGAUUGCUAGUAGCUACCUUUUGAGAAAACAUGAAAGUAGACAUUGUAUGGUUCACAAAAAAAUACCUCAACACAAAGAAGGGUCCCGAAAAAUGAAAAUAAGGUACAGCUCUUGCAGCUAGCUAAUAGUCUGCUAGCUCGUGGUUGACUAGCGCGAUCAAACUCUAGCUACGUAAAUCAACACCUUCAGCUCAAGCCUGACAGAACACAGUGUCUGUGAACACUGAGUUAACUUUACACUUGAAUUUACUACACAAUCAUUCCAAUUUUACAUUUGCUAACCUCACUCACUGCUUGUAGCCUACAUACACUCAUUAUGGAUGGGUAGUACACAAUUGUUUGUGUUACCAGUGAGAAAAACUUUGUAACAACCAGAAAGCUUGGUAAAAUGGAUUCUGUGUUCUUGCGUUUGAGAUUUAUUUUUAUUUUUAUUAUUUUUUUUUAAUGGCUGAUGUUAUAAUAGAAUGCUAGCGUUUGGGACAGACCCUACAUGGGCAUUUUUCACUCUAUGAUUGCCAGAUAUCAGAAAAUCUCAUCCGUGUGAGGAUUUCUGAAGGCCUUACACUACAAAGUACUCAAAUCUGUAGUGCCAAGUUACCAUUCGCUAAGCUGCUAAUGUCAAAUUGUAUAUUCAACGA